AUGGCCCCAAGGCUCAUCGCUGUGGUCGGAGCGACUGGAACUCAAGGCGGCGCAGUGGCCAGGCUCCUACUCCAGUGGCCUGAAGAGUACCGAGUUCGUGCCAUUACACGCAAUACAACUUCUGAAGCUGCCGAGGCUCUACUCUCAGCGGGUGCUGAAGUCUUCCAGGCGGACCAGAACGACGAAGAUCAGAUGAAUGACGCCUUCGAAGGGUGCUGGGGCGUUUUCGCGGUGACAACAAGCUAUGACCCGGCCGUUAUCAAGCGUCCUGAGUUGGAGGAGGAACACGGUCGGACAAUGGCACGCGCUGCUUCACGGAGUGGAGUCGAAUGCUAUGUUUGGAGUACUUUGCCAAGUUCGAAACAACUAACCAGAGGAGAGGUUGAGGCACGGAUCUAUGAUUCGAAGCAUCUGGUUGACGCCUACAUUCAAGAGCUGGGCUUGCCGUCCACAUUCAUCUUGACUGCCACAUUCUACGAGAAUCUGAUCACCAGAAAGCACGCAGUCUACAUCAAAGACGAAGACCGCAUCGAGUUUCGUCAUCCUGUCAUUGAGGAGGAUACUGGCUUACAAAUGGUGUGGAUUGAGAAAGAUCUAUCCGCGAUUGUGAAGGCCGUCCUCGAUGAGUGGGACGCCAAAAAGGAUGAGCUCAACCAUCAGUAUCUCUUCGCAUCCAGUGGACGAGUGACAUAUUCAGAUCUUGUCCACCUUAUACAGAAAGUCUCUGGAAAACCGACGAAGUAUGUCCUCGAGACAUCUUCGGGAAUCCCCGAACGAGACAAGCUAUUCAAGAUGUACAAUCGUUUCAAGCAGAACUAUCCAGGCUUUGUGGCGCCGGAUCCCCAGGUCCUGGCAUUGGGGGUACGGCUUGCAGAGCCUGAGGACUUUGUGAGAGAGCGGAUCUUACCUGCCCUGGGGCUGUAG
Messenger RNA from Cyphellophora europaea CBS 101466, 924 nucleotides. RefSeq lists its product as uncharacterized. The coding region runs from base 1 to 924 and encodes 307 amino acids. The record is from RefSeq and is a predicted model, not a curated record. The transcript is spliced from 6 exons. NCBI's taxonomy places the organism in Eukaryota, Fungi, Ascomycota, Eurotiomycetes, Chaetothyriales, Cyphellophoraceae.